This is a messenger RNA of Leishmania mexicana MHOM/GT/2001/U1103, 912 nucleotides long. RefSeq names its product putative mitochondrial carrier protein. The coding region runs from base 1 to 912 and encodes 303 amino acids. Lineage: Eukaryota; Euglenozoa; Kinetoplastea; Trypanosomatida; Trypanosomatidae. The transcript has a single exon. Gene Ontology annotation, molecular function: transmembrane transporter activity. The record is from RefSeq and is a predicted model, not a curated record. Gene Ontology annotation, biological process: transport.
AUGAACGCCGAUGACGCCCGCGAAAUGCUAGCCGGCUCGCUGGGUGGGGCGAGUGCGACGGUGGUGGAGUACCCGAUGGACACCAUCAAGGUGCGCUUGCAGGACGAUGGAAAGCGCUACGGGGGCGUCCUGCAAUGCAUCCGCACCAUUGCAAAAGAGGAGGGGCUUGUGAACGGCUUCUUCCGCGGUCUGCCCGCCCCGGUGAUUGGCGCGGCGUGCGAGAAUGCCAUUUUGUUUGUCUCGUACCGCUCGGCGAUUGAGGGGUUUCAGAAAGUCACGUAUGGCUACUGUGGCCCGUCGAACCAGGAGCCGUACCUGGCGGUAUCGGUGGCCGGCGCCACCGGCGGCAUUGUAGUUUCGCAGGUGCUCACCCCGGCGGAGCUCAUCAAGUGCAAAAUGCAAAUUCAGAACACCCUUCCCGUGGACGAACGCAUUUACAAAAACUCUCUCGACUGCGCCGCUGCCACUUACCGGCGGCGCGGCAUCCGCGGCCUCUUCCGUGGGCACAUAGCAAUGAUGGUGCGCGAGGCCGUCGGCUGUGGUCUUUACUUUUUAGUCUUCCAGUCUGUUAUCAGGCCCUUCUUGUCGGAGGGACAGAGGUUUCACGAGGCGCCGGCGUGGGUGCACUUCCUCGGCGGGGGGUGCGCCGGUGUCGCGUUCUGGACCCCAACGUACCCUGUCGAUGCAGUGAAGACGAAGCAGCAGACGAUGAAAGCGGACUAUCUGAAGCUGAAUUUCCGUCAGGCGUGCACGCGGCUGUACAAGACGGAGGGCAUGCGCGGUCUUUUCCGCGGCUACAGCGUCACUGCGGUGCGGGCCUUUCCUGGCAAUGCCAUUCUAAUAGCCGUUUAUGAGCGGGUGAACGCUCUCUGGGAGUAUUCAGCCAAGGCCACUCACAAGAAGCUGGUGUAG